Nilaparvata lugens (brown planthopper) is the source of this 1740-nucleotide messenger RNA. RefSeq lists its product as uncharacterized. The record is from RefSeq and is a predicted model, not a curated record. The transcript has 6 exons. NCBI's taxonomy places the organism in Eukaryota, Metazoa, Arthropoda, Insecta, Hemiptera, Delphacidae. Bases 284 to 1027 code for a protein of 247 amino acids.
GGUCCUUGGUUGCAAGUUGCAAGUUUUGGUUAUGUUUAUAUUUCAUAUUUUGUUUUUGUGACACUGUGACUUUAUCUUUAUCCGGUAAUUAUGUAAUUCCUUAUUAUUAUCAUCUCAGAUUAUGUUUAUAUCAUAAAUAUAAAAUUGAUAGAAGAAAAUUGUUUUAUAAAUUCCAUAGAAGCUCCAGUAAUACCAUGUGUGAAGACCGAAAGGCUAAUAAUAUUAUUUCAUUGGUGAUGUCUUGUAAAAAUAAUUAUAAAAAUUAACCAGAAAUUAACUUAUCAUGGAAAAUAUGGGAGAGCUACCUGAAACGCUCGCCAACAAUAAUCUCAAUUACCAAUUUGAAGCAUUGAUGGACCACGUGAAUUGUCUUACUGAGAAAUACGCAACUUCUGCAAGAGAAAACUUCGAGAAGCUUGAUUUUCUAGGCUUCAAUUCAGUGACAAACUUGGAAACUGAGAUCAUCAAGGACAAUAUUGAUUUAAUUCAGAGAUUGGGAAUCGAGAACGUUUCGCCAGAAUGCAGUAGUAUAUCGGAAAUAUCAAAUGAAGUAAUUUGCACGUUGAAUGAACAGAGGCACCUGACUGCACUCAGGGCUGCAAACGCUAAAGAAGAGGAGAAAAUAGAUCAACUCGAAAAAGCAAAACUGUCUUUGAAAUGCAACCUAGAAAAGCAAAGGACAAACUUCAAGACAAAGAUAGAUGUCAUUGCAAAAAUUGAUCCGAAAAUUCUUUCACGUCAGGAUAAUGGACUUCAAGACUCACACGUUUUGACAUCAGCAUUUCAAAGACUCAAUUUGGAUAAGAGCAAUAUUUUUGAAAGUCCUGAUGAGCUGCUUGAAAAAGAAAUGAGAAAUUCGAAGAUCGAGAAGGAGAUUACAUCUAUUGAAAAGGAACUGAAAAAGUAUGACGAUCUACCUAGUGAUCUUUGCUUGGCCAAGAAUAUGCUCUCACAAGCUCAAAAGGAAUGCAAACUAUUGGAGAACGAAGUACAAGAGCAUUUCAAAGCAAAUUCAUACGUGUCAUAAUCAAAAACUCUAGGUAUUUAUUUAUGUUUUUAAUUAAUACAAACAAUAAUAUAUUAAACAAAACUGUCUAUCCAUUUGGACUUAUAUAUUUGGACAAUAUAUUCGGUGUUUAUAAACUAGUUCAUAUUUCCAAAAACUAUUUCUUUUUUAUUUUAUCGAUUCUAUUUUUGAGUUUCUUUGGAGUAUUUCGAUUGAAGAAAUCAUAACAUGGAUGGAUGAACAUGAGUGAAUAAUUUUUUUUCAUGUGUUUCGUUUUGUUUUAUUAAUUAUAAUUUAAUAAUUAGUGUUCUGCUAAAUAGCUUGAAAUGUAAAUUAUCCUAUAUUUUCCAGUUUAUCAAUAAAUACCUGUUACAGAAGUAUUGUUACUAUUGUUAUUUAUUAUCUGUGAAUAGUUACGAAAAAUAUUGAGAAAAGAAUGUUUUCUCUAUUAUUUUGAUAGCACUUUUCCAUAGUAUAAUUUAUAACAAGCAAAUUGUCUGUGAAGCAGAUUUAUUUUCAAUUUGAUUUGCAUUGUGUUUUUGAAAAUAUAGUUUUAUUUACUAUUACUAGUGACUUAAGCAACAAGCAAAUUGAGUAACUCACAGAUACUUUAGUAAAAAAACUUUACAUACAAUUACAAUAAAAAUAUUUGAUGUUCUCCUCGAUCUUUUAAAUGUCGAUCACAUUUUGUUAAUAAAAAUGUACUCAUUUUUUGAGUGAAUAGCAAAAUUCAA